Messenger RNA from Abrus precatorius (Indian licorice), 1731 nucleotides. Its product is annotated as probable mitochondrial adenine nucleotide transporter BTL3. The record is from RefSeq and is a predicted model, not a curated record. Lineage: Eukaryota; Viridiplantae; Streptophyta; Magnoliopsida; Fabales; Fabaceae. Gene Ontology annotation, biological process: transmembrane transport. The coding region runs from base 292 to 1503 and encodes 403 amino acids. The transcript has 5 exons.
CCGCAAUGUAGAUGCGACGGUGGAAGCUAUGCAUCCCCAAUCAAACACCUCACAUCUCUCUAUAUCUCACACACACAUCUCAGAAGCCCAAAUCGGAUUCCAUUCCUCUCAUCUUUCAACUUUCAUAUAUUCCUCAUUCUUGUUAAGUCCUCAAAUUAAAAAGCCAGCGAAAGCAAAACGUGAAAACUGAAAGGAAAGCCAAAACAUUUUCAAACCCAACUCCUCGUACCUCGUACCGAAUACAAUCUGAAGCAACAACCUACGACAACGACAACAAUCAAAAUUACAACAAUGCCCCACUUGAUCAAACAACCCGAACCCUCUGAUUCGUUCUUCCCCGGUGGCCUGUUCCUCCACGCAGACAUAGUUCCUUCCUCCUUCAUUUCCUUGAUUCCUUCUUCUUCUUUGAAUCCGAGGAAAGUUUCGUGUUUUUGUUGGAGUCCCAGGAGAAAGGUCGGUUGCGUGGAAGAGAGAGUUUGUACCAUCGGCGGUGGCGUGUUAUUGUCGUUGAGUUUGUCCAUAAAUGGAACCGGUGCGGAUCACAGAUAUUCACGAGAAUCGGCUGAAGAGAAAGAGAAUGUUGGGGUGAGUGGAUCGGGUGCUAUCAACAUGACCAAGCAUCUGUGGUCUGGUGCUGUCGCAGCCAUGGUUUCAAGGACUUUUGUUGCACCACUUGAGAGACUUAAGCUGGAGUACAUAGUUCGUGGUGAACAGAAGAAUCUUUAUGAGCUCAUUCAGGCAAUUGCAGCUUCUCAAGGGUUGAGAGGUUUCUGGAAAGGAAAUUUUGUGAACAUUCUUCGGACAGCGCCCUUUAAGGCUAUAAAUUUUUAUGCCUAUGAUACAUACAGAAAUAAAUUGACGAGGAUAUUGGGGAAUGAAGAAUCCACUAAUUUUGAGAGGUUUAUUGCGGGCGCUGCUGCAGGGAUUACAGCUACCUUGCUCUGCUUGCCCAUGGACACAAUCAGGACGGUAAUGAUAGCACCUGGUGGUGAAGCGUUGGGAGGUGUGAUCGGUGCCUUCCGCCACAUGAUCAAAACAGAGGGCUUCUUUUCUCUUUACAAGGGCUUAGUACCCUCCAUUAUCAGCAUGGCACCUUCAGGUGCUGUCUACUAUGGUGUUUAUGAUAUCUUAAAGUCAGCAUAUCUGCAUUCACCUGAAGGAAUGAAAAGAAUCCAAUACAUGAAAGAAGAGGCUCAUGAGCUGAAUGCUUUGGAACAACUAGAACUGGGUCCUGUUAGAACUUUACUCUAUGGUGCUAUUGCUGGCUGUUGUUCGGAAGCAGCUACUUACCCCUUUGAAGUUGUAAGGAGACAACUUCAAAUGCAAGUUCGAGCAACGAGGUUGAAUGCACUGGCAACUUGUGUCAAGAUUGUUGAGCAAGGAGGUGUUCCUGCUCUCUAUGCUGGAUUAACUCCCAGUUUAUUGCAGGUGUUACCAUCAGCUGCUAUUAGUUAUCUUGUUUACGAGUUCAUGAAGAUAGUUCUCAAAGUAGAAUCAACAUAGAGGAUUAUGUCAACAAUUCAGGCUUUGUUUUGUUAAAGUGAAAAAAGAGAAAGAAAGAUAAUGCGAAAACUCCGUUCCAUUCUUCAUACAAACAGGUUGAAAAUGAUACUUUCCCCUCAUUUCCUUUUUUUUUUUUUGUCACCCGUUUCUUUGGGCGUUGGAAUGUUUUUAGAUGUGCGAGGAAAUCAAGGAUGUUUUACACAAAUAAUUUAUUGAUGUUUUAAGUUA